AUGCCUGAACCAACAAAAUCUGCUCCCGCUCCCAAGAAGGGCUCUAAAAAAGCUGUUACUAAGACUCAGAAGAAGGGCGAUAAGAAGCGCAGAAAGACUAGGAAGGAGAGCUAUUCCAUCUACGUGUACAAAGUGCUGAAACAAGUUCACCCGGACACUGGUAUUUCCUCUAAGGCCAUGGGGAUCAUGAACUCCUUUGUGAACGACAUCUUCGAGCGUAUCGCUGGGGAAGCGUCUCGUCUGGCUCAUUACAACAAGCGUUCAACCAUCACUUCCCGGGAAAUCCAGACCGCUGUGCGCCUGCUUCUACCGGGGGAGCUGGCCAAACAUGCUGUGUCUGAGGGCACCAAGGCCGUCACCAAGUACACCAGCUCCAAGUAAAUAGUUUCUGUGAGACUACCAACAUCUAUAACCCAAAGACUCUUUUAAGAGCCAUCCACUUCCUCAUCCAAAGAGCUCUGAUAUCACUAACUGCUGAUGUUUGUGUUCUUCAAACUCCAACAAAGUGUAUUUUUUUAAAAAGUG
Messenger RNA from Gopherus evgoodei (Goodes thornscrub tortoise), 525 nucleotides. RefSeq names its product histone H2B 8-like. The record is from RefSeq and is a predicted model, not a curated record. The transcript has a single exon. Gene Ontology annotation, cellular component: nucleosome. Lineage: Eukaryota; Metazoa; Chordata; Testudines; Testudinidae. The coding region runs from base 1 to 381 and encodes 126 amino acids. Gene Ontology annotation, molecular function: DNA binding; protein heterodimerization activity; structural constituent of chromatin.